UACACCGACGUAGUAUUUGAAAUUUUAUUUUAAGAUAUAUGAUUGUUGAUAUGUGAUGGUUGAUGUUAUACCUUGAAAUUAAUUUUGAUUGAUGCAAUAAUAAUGCCAUAUUUUACAUAAAAUUUGAAUAUAUACUAGUGCUAACAAAAUAAUUGGUACCUACCCUAACAAUUUGCUUGAAAUUGUGUUUUAAAUUAGUGUUGAUAUAUUAUUAGUGAUACACUUGAGUGGCAUGUUUAAUGAGUAUUGAUGUUCAUAUAUUAAUGAUACUCAUAAUUUUAAUAAAUUUUGGAAACAAUGUUAAUAAAUUGUAUGAUACACCAAUUGAGUUGGGUUGGGUGAGGUGAAAAAAGCAACCAAGCCUUGGUUUGAUAUGAUAUGGCAUGGCAUUGGCAUUGGCAUGGAAUUUUCUAACUAUUUAAUAUUUCCCUUCACUUCCACUCCAUUUGGAGAUUAAGAACCUAAAGGAAGGAAGAAAGGCCCCAUAGAAAAUGUGUCCGCUGAGAUUGAUUCUCAUAUUUCUCUCAGCGACUCUUGCAGGCUUCGUCCUUAUCCGUAACCUCAAAUCUCCCUCUCAAGAUUUCCACGCCGAUGACCAUACUUUCGAUUCCAAUUCCUCUUCAUCCCCCAACUCCAACAAGAUCUCAUCGGGGUUCUGGACGGUGGUAGAUAUGGCUUCCGGUCGCUACUUAUGGAGGCAUUUGUUUUCGUCGUCGUCGUCGGAGAAGGCUUCCGAUUGAUGGAUAUGAUGAAUUGUGUUUGGGAGAGGGGUUAGGGGUUAGGGGUUAAGGGUUUUGUUUGGAUUAAUUGUAUCUUCUCCUUGUAUAUCUUCAUUGUUCCGAUCCCUUUAAUUUCCACCCCUCUUCUUCCCUUCCUAUCCAAUUACUAUAUGUAUUCAAACUGUUCACAAAUGCUUGAUCGCUAUUGCUUACGAUUCCAAUUGGGAUUUUCUUAAGAAACAGAUCAAACUGAGGGUUUUGAAGAUACAAUAGACACGAUGAAUGAAUCAAUCAAUCCAAUUAUUGAAUUCCUGCAAGUGCCGAGAUCAGGCUUCGUAAUUAAAUUAAAUUAAAUUAAAGUUAAAUUUAAUUUGGGUUUAGGGUAACCUAAAGUUGAGAAAAGUCUUCUGAUGUUGCGGUGAAAUCGAGACUUGUGUAUGCGUUUGCUAUUAUUAUUAUUAUUUAAUUGAAAAACAACUGAAGAAGUGAAGUUUAUUUAUUAUGCCAUUCUGACGUGUCCAUAUGCCCUAAGUCCAAUUUUUAUAAUUUAAAUUAUUAUUUCAUUGGGAAUACAAAAAAAAUAAAAAAAUCUCUUGUGUUGAAUUAGGGCAAAACGGUAAAUUCACGAACCCAACUCAAUUUUGCUGUAAUGAAGUGAUUUCAAAAUCCAAAAAUACCAUAUUUUUUACCAACGGCCGAAUUGUAUUUUUGAGUAAAAUUUUCAUCUUCUACGGAGGCAGAGAGAGAGAGAGAGAGAUGCGGAAGAGGAAAGAGAAACCGGAAAUCUGUAAAACCACGGAUGAGGAGAAGGAAGACGAUGAAGAAGAAGAGAGAGGAAACGAAGUGAAUGGCUUCUUUUCAUGCUAUCUCUUGGCCUCUGCUUGCCCUCGUUUCAAAGGCCAUACCUAUAUCGGAUUCACAGUGAACCCGAAGCGCAGAAUCAGACAACACAAUGGUGAGAUUAGAUGCGGUGCUUGGCGUACUAAGAGGAAGAGACCUUGGGAGAUGGUCUUGUGCAUUUAUGGCUUCCCUACUAAUGUUUCUGCUCUUCAGUUUGAAUGGGCGUGGCAGCAUCCUAAUGAGUCACUGGCUGUAAGAAGUGCUGCUGCAACUUUCAAGUCUCUCUCUGGAGUUGCUAACAAAGUUAAACUUGCAUACACAAUGCUCACACUUCCUGCUUGGCGUGGUUUAAAUAUAACUGUAAACUACUUCUCUACAAAGUUCAUGAAGAAUGCGGCUGGUUGCCCAAGUUUGCCAGAGCAUAUGAAGGUCCAAGUUUCCCCCAUCAAUGAGCUUCCAUGCUAUUCCGAAGGAGAUCAAGAUAUGCUUGAAAAUGAAGGUGACUGGGAGUAUAAUCGAGAACGUGAAGAAAUUUGUGGUUUUCGAGUGUAUGGAUCAAUGAAAGAAGUUUCAAAUGAAGUUCCUCAAAAGUUAAUGGAUUAUCAGACAGGUACAGAUGGAAGACCUCCUCACGUGUUGCGUGGAUGUGAUAAGGAGCUUGAGACCAAUGAACAAGUGCCACCUUCUUCAUGUACUCCGUCUUAUAUUGAUGUGGGUAUGUCUUAUGACUUGUGUGCAUGUGAUGAAGGACUCGAGAAUGAUGAAAGAGAGGCAGCUUCGUGUGGUCAGUCUUGCAUUGUAGCAGGUACAUCUAGAACUGAAAUUGUCAUUGAUGACGAAGAGGAAAACCAAUUAGAAGGGAGUAGUAUGAACUUGCAGGAGCAACCAGGUAGGGAGAAUUUAACAUCAGGAAUAGCUUCUGAAAUCAGUAAAGUUUCAAGGUGGAACAAUGGCUGGGUUCCAACUGUUGAGUAUGAGGUUAUCGAUGUGUCUACCCCGUCUCCAGACUGCCGAACAAGUUCGCAUAGAUUCAAGAGAAGAGUUACUUCCGGUAAGUCUGAGAUGAUUGACUUGACUAAAUCUCCUACAUUUAUUCAAUUGUAGAAGGAUGGAUGGAUUUGGAUUAUUGUGCAUAUAGGAGAUAUGGAAUGAGUUUUCAUGAGAAGUUUCAUUUUUGCAAUGAAGAGGUAGUAUUACUAUAACAGAUAGCAUCUUCUCAACCCUUUUCAGAGAUAACGUGGGCUCAACUAUGGUUGACUAGACCAAAUAAGAGGGGAACAUGUUGUCAAGUUAUAUACAAUAAUUAUAAUAACAGCCUCUCUUGCAAAGGCAUCAUUUUAAAGGGGAAUCUAAGUCUGAAAAAUAACAUUGAAUCGGUUGUGGUAUCAAUUAAUUUGUUUCAAACGACCGGGAUCAAUGUUCAACUAUGCAACUACACCUUGGUUACAUAUCCAUCUAUACUACUAUAUAUGGAUGGAGUGUAGAUGAGAGAAUGUUUUUUACUUUUUUCUCUUUGCUCGAUUCACAUUCCUUCCUUGUAUGUACCUUUCCUGUUUUGACAAGGAAUGACAAUGGAAGAGAGAUUAUGAGUUUAUAGAGGCAUAUGAACAGAAAUUCAAGCAAGGAGAAAAUGAAGGUGAAUCAUCUAAGUGAUAAUUGUAUCGUUCUUAAAAUUUAGAAAGAAAAAAAAAAUCUAUCACCA
This is a messenger RNA of Cucumis sativus (cucumber), 3261 nucleotides long. Its product is annotated as structure-specific endonuclease subunit SLX1 homolog. Gene Ontology annotation, cellular component: Slx1-Slx4 complex. The record is from RefSeq and is a predicted model, not a curated record. Gene Ontology annotation, biological process: double-strand break repair via homologous recombination. NCBI's taxonomy places the organism in Eukaryota, Viridiplantae, Streptophyta, Magnoliopsida, Cucurbitales, Cucurbitaceae. Gene Ontology annotation, molecular function: crossover junction DNA endonuclease activity; 5'-flap endonuclease activity. The transcript is spliced from 5 exons. Bases 1476 to 2663 code for a protein of 395 amino acids.